CAGCAACAUCAGUCGAGCAGACUUACAUUCGUUCUCAGUUAUCUUGCGUCGACAUCAAUCAACUUCGAUUCUACUUCACUUUCGACUUCAAACUUUCAGCCAAGAUGCAGUACAAGUUCACUUUCAUCCAGCUUGCGCUGGCAACCAGCGUUCUCGCUGCUCCUAUGCCUGCUGCAGAGCCAACUUUUGGCCACGGAUACGGCGGCGGGGACGGUGGCGGUAGCGUCGGUGGCAAGGGCGGAAUCAACGCUGGAGUUGGCGUCAACCUUGGAGGCUUGGGUGGCCUCGGUGCCGGUCUUGGUCUUGGCCUGGGUGGCAAGGGUGGAGUAGGGGCCAACGUCAAUAUCGGUGCUUCACUUGGGUCUAUCAUUGGCGGUCUUUUGGGCGGCAUUCGAGGGGGUGGUUAUGGUUCAGGAAACGUGGGCGGUGGUGGCUAUGGAUCUGGAUCUGGCAACAUUGGUGGUGGAGGCUACGGAUCCGCGAAUGGUGGAGGCGCCGUGAACGGAGGUGCAGGUGCUGGUGGAUAUUCCAGUGGAGGGGGGAAAGGGACAGCGAGCGGCAGUGUUGGCGCUGGAGCUGGAGCUGGAGCCGGAGCCGGAGCCGGUGGUUCAAAGCCCCCUAGCUACGGCGGCAGCCAAGGCGGCAACGGUGGCAACACCGAGACGAGCCCUACACCAGGCUCGGAUGACGAUGAUGACAAGGACGACGGUUCUGACGGCGGAAGCUCCCAGCCACCACCAUCGUACGGCUCCAACCCACCAAAGACGAGCCCAAGCGCACCAAAGGGCUACUAGAUCACGAACUUGACGGAAAAGCUGUAAUAUAAUGUAGCUGAAAAGCAUGACAAUCCUUUGUACAACCUCAAUACAUUUGAUGAACGAACCUGAC
Messenger RNA from Cercospora beticola, 888 nucleotides. RefSeq lists its product as uncharacterized. The record is from RefSeq and is a predicted model, not a curated record. NCBI's taxonomy places the organism in Eukaryota, Fungi, Ascomycota, Dothideomycetes, Mycosphaerellales, Mycosphaerellaceae.